This is a messenger RNA of Helianthus annuus (common sunflower), 2052 nucleotides long. RefSeq names its product transcription factor 25. The transcript has 4 exons. Gene Ontology annotation, cellular component: RQC complex. The record is from RefSeq and is a predicted model, not a curated record. The coding region runs from base 127 to 1965 and encodes 612 amino acids. Lineage: Eukaryota; Viridiplantae; Streptophyta; Magnoliopsida; Asterales; Asteraceae.
GUAGGUGGCAAAUCAUGUCCCAACCAUAACCCCACACCUUUAGCUUGAAGUUAUUAACUAACCUAUACAAGGUUUAAAGUCCUGAAUCAGGUCGGUAUAGCUGUGAGACUUAACCGACCAACAACGAUGUCCUUGAGAGCGUUGAGGAAAGUGCUUCAACAACAAGAAGAAUCUGCAAACAAUCACACCGCCGAUGAUGACUCGGAAUCGGACUCCGAUUCCCGCCCUUUUAUUAAUCCUUUCGAUCUCCUCAACGAACAGGAACAAGAGCAGGAGAAUGACUCCAGUGAUGUUGAUACAUCCUCUAAGGUGAAAAAAGAAGAUAAUGUUAAUAAAAACAUUGCUACCAAUUUCUCAUUACCAAAUCAAAAAUCAAAGAAAAAGAAGAAGAAGAAAAACAAGGAGUUAUCAUCAAAAACCGAUGAGGACCCCUUAGACAUUAUAUUAGAAGAUUUAUCUUUUGGAGUUGACUCGUCCGGCGGUCAACGUGAACCUUCAAAAACGAAACUGGAGAAUGUGAAUGGCGCAGGUAAAAGAUCCCAACCACACAUAUUGCAAGUGGAUCCAAGAUUUCUCAGUGCAGAUAAUGAGUUGAGGAGAAUAUUUGGUUCAAAAGUAGUUAGUUCAUUUGAAAGAAGUAAUCAAGCAGGAAGUUCUAGACAGAGUCGUUCAGGUAGACGCGUUAAUCAUUCCUACAGAAAGACGAUUAUUAUUUCUCCUUCGGAGCAUUGGCCUCGGUGGGACGGAUCUCUAUCUAUGGAGCUUCUAGAACACAAAGAUGGAUGCAACUAUUUCAGGUAUGUACAUUCAUACACCUACAGCCUCGCUCAAAGACAAUUUGAAGCCGCACAGGCAACACAUGAUCUGAACGGCAUAGCAAAUAUACUGUUACACCAUCCGUAUCAUAUAGAUUCACUCAUAACUCUAUCCGAAUACUACAAACAUUCCGGCGACCUUCAAAUGUCAGCAGAUGCAACUGCAAAAGCGCUCUAUGCCUUAGAAUGUGGAUGGCACCCGUUAUUCACUCCGUUACAGGUUAACUGUCAACUGAAAUACGAACACGACACAAAUAAACCGUUUUUCACUACACUAUUUGCUCACAUGAAAAACAUGGAUAGGCGCGGUUGCCAUCGUUCCGCCUUAGAAAUAUGCAAAUUGGUAAUUUCUCUAGAUUCCGAUGAUCCAACGGGUGCACUUUUUUGUAUCGACUAUUUCUCGUUGCGGGCCGAGGAGUAUAAAUGGUUAGAAAGGUUUUCUGAAGAAUAUACUGGUGAUAAUUCAAUCUGGUUGUAUCCAAACUUUUCGUAUUCUCUUUCCAUUUGUCGGUUUUAUCUUGAACGUGAAGAACAGUUGAAAGAAACGGAAACGAAAGCUACUUCGAGUGAUCUCAUGGAACAGGCGUUAAUGCUUUAUCCUUCGGUUGUAAGGAAGUUGGUGGACAAAGUUCCGUUGAAAGAACAGGUGUGGUCAAAGAUAGUCAACCAUAGUUAUUUUAGAAAAGAUGAAACGGGAAGUGCGUCGUUGGAUCAUCUGAUUAAUAUAUAUGUUGAAAAGAGUUAUCUCAUAUGGAGACUUCCCGAGCUGCAUAACUUUCUCAAAGAUGCAGCGUUAUUAGUAAUCGAAAAGAUGGAUAUUAAUCAAAGUGAAGCUCGGGAUUGGGCGUGUGUGAGAAAAGAAGCAUUUGCAUCGGAUAAGAACGAGUAUUCACACUUAAUGGUAUCUGAUUUCUCGGAUUCAACGCCAACCAUUCCACCCGAACACUUGCAAAACUUUAUGGUUGAUCCAAGGUUGGUGGAAAUGCAUGGUAAUGCUAACCAAGAAAAUGUUGGCGGCGUUGCAGUUGUACACCCUCCUCGUGAAGUUGCAAACCGAAACCCAUUGGCAGUUUUGUUCGAGUCAAUGUUACCAUGGGUUCACUAUGGAACAAGAGUAGAAAACAACCUGCCGCAAGAUAUUGAAGAUUAAACCUUACGUUUUUACAGUGUAACUGAUGAAGAAUCAAAUUUUAUGAGAUAUUCUUCGUGUUUUAACCAGGAAACCUGCUUUUGCUUA